GGUAGCGAAUACUACAAAAACUAAAGGUGACAAAAAUAAACAAAUUGGGUUUUAAUAGAACUGCGCGGUGGCAUUGGCAAAAUUUAUCACUUGUCAAAUUUGGAUUUAAACGAAUCUGAUAAAACUGAAAUAUGAAUACGCCAUGAGUCCAUUUUAGCCACUGACGACAGUUCUAGACUAAGUUAGAGCAACCAAACUUUAAAGACCUUUCGGUACGCUUUGUCUUUUGCAAUGUAUUUAUUGGCAGACUUGGAAGGCAUCCAGUUAGACGUUAUUUUCCUCUUUCGCCGUUAAAAGCUACCUGUUUCUUGGAAUACUAAAAGUUUUCUGAACUCGAGAUGGACACAACGUUCAUCUUUAUUUCCGGACUCCUCAUGAUCCCCAUGAUAUCUGGGGCCCUGACCUUUAAUGCAACGCUUAUAUGCAGCCUGGUGGUCAACGGCACCAAGAUGAACGAUCCUCGGGCGUGCAACUCGUGGAUUCAGUGCAUCGAUGGGAGCGCAGUGAGUGGAAGCUGUGACACUGGACUCUUCUACGACAGGGAGAGCCAGAAAUGCCUCAAUUCCAGUAGUGUCAAGUGUCUGUCCAGUAAUCCGUGCGCUGCUUUACCCACCGGAUUUGCGGCUGAUCCGUACUCCUGCAACGGCUACUACUACUGCAAGGAUGGCAAGGGGACGCACGGAGUGUGCAACACUGGAAUGAACUUCAAUCCUGGCACGCAAGACUGCAUCAGGGAUUUUCCGUGCUCGAAUAAGAUGGACCCGGAUAGCUACUGCAAUAUCCUGCCGGAUGGAGUUUUUGUCAAGGACACGGACAACUGCAAUGGCUAUCAGAUGUGCUGGGGUGGCCAGGUGAUCAAUGGAACCUGUCCGGGCACCUUCUACUUCAAGGCCUCCUCGGCGCAGUGCGAUUAUCCGCAGGAUGUGGAGUGUGACUUCGUGCCAGUGCCAGAUAUCAGCGAGAAGGGUGUAUGUCCAGAUACGGGUGGAUUCAUAUCCGAUAACAAGACCUGCAAUGGGUACUACUACUGCAAGGACCUGGGCGAUGGAGAGUUCUCGCUGGAGCAUGGCACCUGCUCCGACGGAAGAUUUUUCCUGGCCACCGAUGGCGGUGCCUGUGUCCCGCGAUCCAAAGUGAAAUGCGGCUACGACCGCUGCGUGGGAUUGGGCAAUUCCACCAUACAGCUGGCCAACGAGUCGGAUGAUGGAUGCAAGGGUUACUCGAUCUGCCAGGAUGGCAUAGUCAUUGGCCAGGGAACCUGUCCGCAGGACGAGUACUUCGACGAAAUUACUCAGCGGUGCACCACCCAGGUCAUAUCAUAUACCGCCUGCCAGAUAGCGGAGGAAACCACCCGGUUCCAAGUCGAGCAGUUGACGGCCGAGAACAAUGGCACCACCACCAUCCCGGAGUCGUGAGCAGCUAGGUAAAGGUACAAGUGGUGCUGUUAUCAGGCGUAAAAUAAUAUAAAAUUAGAGAUCAACUCUUUGUUUAGAUUUCGUCGAAUUGAUUGGAGUUCUCCAAUAAUAGCU
Molecule: messenger RNA, 1529 nt
Organism: Drosophila teissieri
Lineage: Eukaryota; Metazoa; Arthropoda; Insecta; Diptera; Drosophilidae
Product: peritrophin-48
Exons: 2
Coding region: 339-1415 (358 amino acids)
Cellular component (GO): extracellular region
Molecular function (GO): chitin binding
Source: RefSeq, a predicted model, not a curated record